This is a messenger RNA of Zea mays, 1040 nucleotides long. RefSeq lists its product as uncharacterized. The record is from RefSeq and is marked predicted. Bases 39 to 848 code for a protein of 269 amino acids. Lineage: Eukaryota; Viridiplantae; Streptophyta; Magnoliopsida; Poales; Poaceae. The transcript is spliced from 2 exons.
AUGUGCGAUUGAUUGAUCAGGGAGGAGCGAGUGAUAUAAUGCCUUGCUUGGCGCAAGAGUUCCACCCGAAGCUGCCCGCGGCGAACCACUACUGCAAGUCCUUGUCGUCGCUCAUCCGGGAGACCUACGCGCACUGCCAUGUCCCCUGCGUCGGGAUCGCCGGGUGGAGCUCCGGCGGGGACAGCGACGACGACAGCGUCCUCGACGAAGCGCGAGAUACCAAGCAGGUGAUCCUCAGCGAGAUGAGGAGCCGGCAGAUGAAGAGGCGGUCCAGGUGCAGCGUGGACUCGCCGACGCCGCUGCCCCUGCCGUCGUCGAGCUCCGCUUUCGCCUGGUCGUACUCGUACGCUCCGCUCGGUCCGAGAACCGUUCUCGACGAGCUGUCGAGUCCCAAGACGUGCGUCGUGGUGGAGGGGGCGGCCGUGGCCGACGACGACGAUGGGGACGUCUACUGCGACGCGGACGACGAGAGCGAGGCGUUCUUCUCCGUGAAGAGCUGCUUCACGCGCAGCACGAGCCCGAGCCCGAGCCGGGCGGCGACCGCGGCGUCGUCGCCGCGCAUGAUGACAGGCCCGUCCCCGCCGAUGCUGCGCCGGUCGCCCGAGGCCUGGGAGCGCUUCCGGGACUGCGACGGGUGGCCGUUCGGGCUGUGCCGUCGCCCAGCCGUCCUCCCGCUGCUGCCGCCGCUGCCCAGCACGCCAGCCGACUCGUGGAAGUGGCGCAAGAGCGUCAGUACAGUAGCCUCGCCGCGCAGGCGCAGCCCAACCCCGGCUUACAGACACAAAGCAGCCACUGCUGCUACGCUAGCAGUAAAUGACCGCGCCGCCGCUAGUGGCCUGCGUGCUUGAAUGCGAGAGUUCCAUAGGGAUUCUACAUUUCUACAGGACACGAAACAGUUCAUUUGCUCCGACAAAAUGGUGAAGCUUCCCGCAGGAUUCCUACGCGAAGAUGUGGCAUGCAUGCUUGUUCGAGGCCUUGAUCUUUUGCAAGGAUUUUUCAGGUGCACGUGUUCUCAAAAAUAAACUCUGGUUUACUUUUCA